Molecule: messenger RNA, 3187 nt
Organism: Drosophila nasuta
Lineage: Eukaryota; Metazoa; Arthropoda; Insecta; Diptera; Drosophilidae
Gene: AlaRS
Product: alanine--tRNA ligase, cytoplasmic
Exons: 3
Coding region: 122-3025 (967 amino acids)
Biological process (GO): alanyl-tRNA aminoacylation
Cellular component (GO): mitochondrion; cytoplasm
Molecular function (GO): aminoacyl-tRNA deacylase activity; ATP binding; nucleic acid binding
Source: RefSeq, a predicted model, not a curated record
AUAGCUUGCUAUUCAAGCUGCGGUCACAUUGCCUUACACGUUGCUGCAGUCGUCCCGGUUGACGAAAUUGUUUUGUAUUUGCAUUUAAUUCUUGAAAAACUUCAAGUAAAUUACCAACAAGAUGAAGUUCCUCACCGCAAAGGAAGUACGCGAUGCGUAUCUGAACUUCUUCAAGGAGCAACAGCACAUCUAUGUGCACUCCUCCAGCACAAUUCCACUCGAUGAUCCCACACUGCUCUUCGCCAAUGCCGGCAUGAAUCAAUUUAAACCCAUUUUCCUGGGAAUCGCAGAUCCUAACAGCGAAAUGUCCAAAUGGGUUCGUGUGGCCAACACACAAAAGUGCAUUCGUGCUGGCGGCAAGCACAAUGAUCUCGACGAUGUGGGCAAGGAUGUGUACCAUCAUACAUUCUUUGAAAUGUUGGGAAAUUGGUCGUUUGGCGAUUACUUCAAGAAGGAAAUUUGCUCGUGGGCUUGGGAAUUCCUCACUGAACGUUUAAAGCUGCCAAAGGAUCGUCUGUACGUCACAUAUUUUGGCGGCGAUACUGCCAGCGGUCUGGAACCCGAUCUUGAAUGCAAGCAAUUGUGGCUGGACUUGGGCUUGAAGCCCGAGCACAUUUUGCCUGGCAGCAUGAAGGAUAAUUUCUGGGAAAUGGGUGAAACGGGUCCAUGUGGCCCCUGUUCUGAGCUGCAUUUCGAUCGCAUUGGUGGACGUAGUGUCCCAGAGUUGGUCAACAUGGAUGAUCCUGAUGUGUUGGAGAUCUGGAAUCUUGUGUUCAUUCAAUACAAUCGUGAAUCCGAUGGCAGCCUGAAGCCGUUGCCCAAGAAGCACAUUGAUUGCGGCAUGGGAUUCGAACGUCUCGUUUCGGUCAUACAAAACAAACGCUCCAACUACGAUACUGAUCUGUUUGUACCUCUGUUUGAGGCCAUUCAGGCAGGCACUGGUGCUCCAGCGUAUCAGGGACGCGUGGGUGCCGACGAUGUCGAUGGCAUCGAUAUGGCGUAUCGUGUGCUCGCCGAUCAUGCGCGCACCAUCACCAUUGCCUUGGCCGACGGCGGCAAUCCCGACAACACUGGACGUGGCUACGUGUUGCGUCGCAUUCUUCGUCGCGCUGUGCGCUACGCAACGGAGAAACUGAAUGCUAAGCCAGGUUUCUUUGCCAGCUUAGUGAACACUGUGGUUGAGCUGUUGGGCGACGCUUUCCCAGAGGUUAAGAAGGAUCCACAGCACAUCAUCGACAUCAUCAACGAGGAGGAACUGCAGUUCCUCAAGACACUUUCACGCGGCCGCAAUUUACUUAAUCGCACUAUCGAGAAACUGGGCGCAGAUCAAACCACCAUUCCUGGCGAUGUCGCCUGGCGUCUGUAUGACACCUAUGGAUUCCCCGUGGAUCUCACACAGCUGAUGGCAGAGGAGAAAUCGCUUAAGAUCGAUAUGGAGGGCUACGAUGCAGCCAAGCAGAAUUCGUACAUUCUGUCGCAGGGCAAAGGCGCCAGCAAGAUCGAGGAGAUUAAUCUGGAUGUGCAUGCCAUAUCGCAGCUGCAGGAUCAGGGUGUGCCAUUAACAAACGAUUCCUUCAAAUACAAAUACGAAGCUGUGUCCGAUGAACGCGAUUCCGCAUACAACUACAGUGAUUGCAGCAGCAAAAUUGUUGCUUUGCGGUACGAGAAUCAAUUCGUGCAGCAGAUUACCAGUGGCCAGAAGGCAGGCAUUGUGUUGGAUAAGACAAACUUUUACGCCGAAAGCGGAGGCCAGAUCUACGACCAAGGCGCACUCGUCAAGCUGAACGAUGAGGCCAACGAAUUUCUGGUGGAUCGUGUUUACAAUCGUGGCGGUUACAUUCUGCACAUUGGCAUUGUCGAGGGAACUUUAUCCGUCGGCGAUGAGGUGCAGCUGCAUAUCGAUGCUGAGCGUCGUUGGCUCACCAUGAAGAAUCAUUCGGCAACACAUGCGCUCAAUCAUUGUCUGCUGCAGGUGCUGGGCAAGGACACCGAGCAAAAGGGUUCGUUGGUGGUGCCCGAAAAGUUGCGUUUCGAUUUCAAUAGUAAGGCUGCGAUGACCAUUGAACAAGUGGCCAAAACGGAGCAGUUAACACGCGACAUGGUCUACAAGAAUGUGCCCAUCUAUGCCAAGGAGUCGAAACUGGCGCUGGCUAAACGUAUUCGCGGUUUGCGCUCAGUCUUCGAUGAGGUCUAUCCGGAUCCGGUGCGUGUCAUAUCCUUCGGUGUGCCCGUCGAUCAGCUCGAGACUGAGCCGGAAGCAGAGGCUGGUGAGCAGACGUCUGUGGAGUUUUGUGGAGGUACACAUCUGCGUCGCUCGGGUCACAUUAUGGACUUUGUGAUUAGCAGCGAGGAGGCCAUUGCCAAGGGCAUCAGACGCAUUGUCGCCUUGACCGGACCGGAGGCAUUGAAAGCCAUCAAGAAAUCGGAAGCAUUCGAGCAGGAAAUUGGCAAACUCAAGGCCACCAUCGAAGCGGACAAGACGGGCCAGGAUUCCAAACUGUAUGUGAAGCAGAUUGUUGAGUUGACUGAACAAAUCUCGCAUGCUACGAUUCCCUACGUGAAGAAGGAUGAGAUGCGCAACUUGCUGAAGGGAUUGAAAAAAACUCUCGACGACAAGGAGCGUGCACUGCGCGCUGCGGUCUCUGUGACUGUAGUGGAGCGUGCCAAGGCUUUGUGCGAGGAGAAUCCCAAGGCUUUGGUGUUGGUCCAACAGCUUGAGGCGUAUAACAACACUAAGGCGUUGGAUGCUGCCUUGAAACAAGUGCGCGGCCAACUGCCUGAUGCUGCUGCCAUGUUUGUGUCUGUGGAUGCCGACUCCAAGAAGAUCUUUUGCUUGUGUUCAGUGCCCAAGAGCGCUGUGGAGAAGGGUCUGAAGGCCAACGAAUGGGUGCAGCACAUUUCUCCAGUGCUGGGCGGCAAAGGUGGCGGUAAGCCGGAAUCUGCUCAGGCCUCUGGCAGCAAUUUUGAGCGUGUCGAUGAAAUCGUCGAGUUGGCCAACAAAUUCGCCCAAACAAAACUGAACUAAAUUGGCUAUUGGAAACAUACUCAGCAAGGAAUUAAUAACCGCAUUAAAUACAUACUAUAUAUUGUGGACUGUUCCAAACGGUCCUCAAGCUAUGCUGCAUUUUCAAAAAGAAUUUCUGCUUAUUUAUAAAAUACAUUAAAUACAUUUGUAAACAUUUUCAAA